Messenger RNA from Stylophora pistillata, 3824 nucleotides. Its product is annotated as ATP-binding cassette sub-family C member 4-like. Gene Ontology annotation, cellular component: membrane. Gene Ontology annotation, biological process: transmembrane transport. Gene Ontology annotation, molecular function: ABC-type transporter activity; ATP hydrolysis activity; ATP binding. Lineage: Eukaryota; Metazoa; Cnidaria; Anthozoa; Scleractinia; Pocilloporidae. The record is from RefSeq and is a predicted model, not a curated record.
UCAGCUUUGUUUCUUAUGUUCUCUUUCAAUGGAUGAACAGUCUCUUCGAAACAGGCAAACAACGAGCGUUGGAGCAGAGUGAUUUUUUGCCUCUUUCAAAAGAAAAUCAUACUUCGUUUGUAACCGAAAAUCUUCAAGAGAGCUGGAGGAAGGAAGAGAGAAAAUGCCACGAAACUCGAGGACGACCAAAGCUUUGGAAAAGUGUCAUAAAAACAAUCUCUUUAAGGGAAGUUAUGAUCCUCAUUUGCAUGGGUAUUUUUCGCUCGUUCUUUAGUAUUCCCCUCCCUCUCCUCCUUGGAUAUCUAAUUUCAGCGCUAAUGUUGCCUGACCCACAGGAAGAACUUCUCUACGGAUGUGCACUUGCUCUUUGUUUCAGCACUUUGAUAGAGAGAGUCACAGCUCAAAUGCUUAGGUACAGAUGUGAGUUAUUGGCAAUAAGAAUUGGCAGUGCUCUAAAAGCCUUAGUUUAUCAUAAGACACUUCUACUCAGCAAGGACACAUUGCUCCAGUACACAACAGGUAAAGUGAUUACUCUGGUUUCAAACGAUGUUCAGCGAUUGGAAGGAGAGACUAUCAAGUGGAUCUUUUUGGGUUUCAUUUCACUCAUUGAACUCCUCUCGCUACCGCUUUUAAUGGUGUAUUUGAUUGGCUGGCAGUCUCUCAUGGGAGUGCUAUUUUUGUAUCUCCUCCUUCCAUAUUUCGCCUUACUGUCCCAAGGGGGUGCUGUUUUGCGUUUACGUACAGCAGCGGUCUCCGACCAACGUAUCUCUCUGCUGAACCAGGUUAUUUCUGGGAUACGUUCUAUCAAAAUGCAUGCUUGGGAAGAUGAGUACCGGCAACAAGUCAGGAAAACUCGAAGAAAUGAAAUCUCCAGUAUCCGAAAGAUGUGGGCUCUUCGCGCAGGUGUUUUGGCCCUUAGAUGCUCUUCAGUUACCAUUGCAACACUGCUAUCAGUCAUUGCUCUUGUGCUGACUGAAGAAACUCUUACACCAGUCAACGUUUUUAUGAUGAUUUCAUUUAACAACAUGCUCUCGAUAUGUAUUUGCACUUUCCUUGCGUUUGCUUUACUAGACGGAUACGAAGCUCAUGCAUCCAUCGGUAGAAUUGAAGAAUUUCUCCUCGUGAGAAAUUUACGAGUGACUUCAAGUGAUCGUUCAAGCCGAAAAGAAACAGAAAUUGAAGCGAAGAACUCAUGUGAUAAGAAGAGGAGUUCAGUGGAUUUUCAGAAAAAACUGGGCGAUUUUUCCAUUGUGAAUGAAUUACAAGAUGAAACAAUAUUGCGUGUGAGAAGUUUGACGUACAAGCAAAUGGAGCGACGAGACUCCUAUAUUCUUCAGGAUAUCGAGCUUUGCACAACUACAAGUAGUUUGACAGUCAUCACCAGGCCAGUUGGUAGUGGAAAAUCUACUCUUCUCUCAGUGAUCGCUGGCGAAGUUUCAUUCACACAAGGAGAAGUAUCCUGCCAAGGAACUGUAGCGUAUGUUCCUCAGACGACUUGGGUAUUUACUGGAACUAUACAAGACAACAUUUUGUUUGGUUUGUCACACGAAGAGGUAAAGUACACCAGAGUAAUUGAAGCUUGCGCCCUGACUGACGACAUCCAGCAGUUUCCUGACUCUGAUCAAACACUUGUUGGCCAGCGUGGUGUUGCUUUGAGCGGAGGCCAGCGGGCUCGGGUAAGUUUAGCACGUGCAGUGUACGCUAAUGCAGAUGUGUACCUUUUGGACGAUCCUCUGAGUGCCGUUGACUUCAAAGUUGGACAACAUAUAUUUGACAAAUGUAUCAAAGAACUGUUAAUCGGUAAAACUCGGAUGAUGGUCUCUCAUCACGAAGACCACAUGAAAGACGCUGAUGAAGUGAUCGUAUUGUGUAAGGGCCGUGUGAUGGAAAGAGGAAGUUUUCUUGAGUUGCAAGACAAAGGAAUCUUUCAUAAAACCACUGACCCACAAUACAAGAAGAUUUCGACCGAAGGCAAUUCAGGUGGGAAGUUUGUAAGAGAGAUUGAAAAUGAAAGUGUUCGAUCUGCUGGCUGCUUGGUUGGAAUAGAAUCUCCGUCAAAAGAAACCAGGAGUCUUCUUACGCCACAAGAAGAUCGCGAAAUUGGAGUAAUUUCUUCCAAGCUUUACUGGAACUAUUUCAGAAGUGGAAUGUACACUUGGAUGAUUGUGGCAACAACCCUUUUCUCUGUAACAGCUCAAGGGAUGUUGGUUGCUCCAGAUGUGUGGCUCUCUUUCGCGACAAAGCAACCUCUUCAAGAUCAAAAAGAUCAAUCAAACUUAGCUAUGUAUGGAUGUCUUGUUGGUGUAUCCCUCAUGUUUAUAUUGGCACGAACAUUUGUUUUACUCUCCUGCUUUUUACUAUGCUCUGAACGUCUUCAUGACAACAUGGUCUUUGCUAUUUUACAAGCUCCCGUCGUGUUCUUUGAUUCGAAUCCCGUGGGAAGAAUCCUUAAUCGAUUUUCUAAAGAUAUCGGCUGUUUGGACGAGCAGUUACCAAGAACAUUUCAGCUAGCAAUUGACGCUCUCUUAAUCGUGCUUGCAUCAACAAUUGUUCCAACUAUUAUAAAUCCUUGGCUUACUUUCGUUCUCAUACCAUUGAUUGUGGUUGCCAUAUACCUCUCCACGUAUUAUUUGAAGACAUCUCGGGAGCUUAUGAGGCUAGCGUCCAUAUGUCGUAGUCCAGUGUUCUCUCACAUUUCGGAAACCCUUGAUGGACUAGAGACGAUUCGGACCAGAGGCCGACAAAGUGAUUUUGUUGAUCAGUUUUACAGACAUCAAGAUCUGCUGAAUCAAGCUAACAUUUUGGUACUAGCCAGUGGGAAAUGGAUCAGUGUGCGAUUUGAAAUUCUUGCAUCACUAUUUGUUGGUGCAGUGGCUUUAUUGGCUGUUUAUGUAUCUCAGGAUGCCGCUUUUGCUGGACUUGCCUUGGCUUAUGUCGUUCAAAGAUUUGGACGGACUCAUUACGCCGUCCAAAAAACCUCCGAGGUUGAGAAUUUGAUGACGGCUGUUGAACGAGUUUUUACGAAUACCAAGCUUGGGUGUGAGCCUGGAUAUGUGAUAGAACGACGACCCCCGGAAAACUGGCCAAAUAAAGGAAAUAUCAUAUUCAAAGACGUAUCACUGACAUAUUAUCUAGGAGGAUCACAAGUGUUGAAGAACAUCAAAGUCAAUAUUAAAGGGGGUGCAAAGAUCGGUGUUGCCGGCCGGACGGGUGCUGGAAAGUCGUCUUUUGUGGCAGCUCUAAUGCGCAUGCCUGAAUCAUCUGGCGAAAUAAUCAUUGACGGUAUUCCAAUAAAGCAAAUCAACCUCCAUGAAACUCGACGAUGUAUAUCCGUUCUUGGCCAGAGUCCAGUUCUGUUCAGUGGAUCACUGCGGAAAAAUCUCGAUAUUAUUGAACAGUUUACAGAUGCAGAUUUGUGGCAAGUUCUAAAAGAUGUACAACUAAAAGAGUUUGUGAAAAGUGUUCAUGGGAACCUUGAUCAUGAACAGUUAGAAAAUGGUGCAAAUAUCAGUGUAGGAGAACGACAGUUGAUUUGUUUGGCUCGUGUGCUGUUGCAGCGAAACAAGAUCGUCGUCUUGGAUGAACCCACGGCCAAUGUAGAUCCAAAAACAGAACAAACAAUUUGGGGCGUGGUGCGUGAAAAACUGAGGGAUUCCACGGUCAUCACGAUAGCUCAUCGAUUGAACACUAUCAAAGACUGUGAUAAAGUUUUGGUUUUGAAACAUGGAAUGGUAGCAGAGUUCGAUGAGCUGGACACAUUGGUCAACACAGAAGAAAGUGAGUUGGGCGAGACGGCACGAGUUGCCACUUCCAAAACAAAGUGA